Molecule: messenger RNA, 1947 nt
Organism: Xenopus laevis (African clawed frog)
Lineage: Eukaryota; Metazoa; Chordata; Amphibia; Anura; Pipidae
Gene: gabra3.L
Product: gama-aminobutyric acid (GABA) A receptor, alpha 3 L homeolog
Exons: 13
Coding region: 1-1929 (642 amino acids)
Source: RefSeq, a predicted model, not a curated record
AUGGCAGCCAAAAUGGCCGACAAUGCUACUACCUCUCCACGGGCCUCCCCUCAGGAAGAGUGGGAAUCCGAUCAAGCGGAAUCGGAACCGGAGACCACUAUAUCUUACUCGGAAGAAUUCAGUAGUGGCCCAAUUGUGCUCGGAGGGGACUAUAACAAAGUGUGCUGUUUCUUCCUGGACCCGACCUCGUGUGAAGCUUCGCCCACUCACUUCCUGCUGCUGAUUUCUACGAUCCUGGACUCUCCAGCCCUGCUUCUGACCCCUUCUUCUCCUAGAAACGAUCAUCUGCUGUUUUGGAGGAAACAUCAUUCUCUUUUUCAUGCAAGAAGAAUCCCCUCUCAUAUUUUUGUUAUCUGGAUUUUUAAUAUUUCUCUUUGCAGCCCAUCCUCACCCCUCCCCUCCAUGGUCCAGGUGGAAAUGUUGAGUCAGGGGAGAGAGAGCUGGAUUGGAGCAAGUCUUUCAUAUUUGGCAACCCUUCUGCUAGUCUGCUCUGCACAAAGGUAUCUCAGAAAACACAUCAUGGCAAGAGGGCAAGAAGAUGUCUCAUUACUGUCCCUUGUUGCAUUAGGAAUUCUGCUGCGCAUGUGCCUGCUGCCUGCUGGGAGAGGACUUUCUGCAAAACAUGCCCCAGAGGUUGUGGACGACAGCAGAGACAAUAUAACCAUAUUUACAAGGAUCCUAGACAGACUGCUGGAUGGAUAUGAUAACCGGCUAAGGCCUGGUCUAGGAGAUUCUGUGACCGAAGUGAAAACAGAUAUUUAUGUCACCAGCUUUGGUCCUGUGUCAGACACAGAUAUGGAAUAUACAAUUGAUGUCUUCUUCCGACAGAGUUGGUUGGAUGAGAGACUGAAAUUUGAUGGUCCAAUAAGGACACUACCAUUGAAUAAUCUACUGGCCAGCAAAAUCUGGACUCCAGAUACCUUUUUCCAUAAUGGGAAAAAAUCAGUUGCUCAUAACAUGACCACACCUAACAAAUUACUGCGACUUAUUGACAAUGGGACUCUGCUCUAUACGAUGAGGCUUACAAUACAUGCAGAGUGUACAAUGCACCUUGAGGACUUCCCUAUGGAUGUUCACGCCUGUCCCCUGAAAUUUGGAAGCUAUGCGUACCCAAAAACAGAGGUUGUCUAUUCCUGGACCAAUGGCUCUAACAAAUCUGUGGCUGUGGCACCCGAUGGCUCUCGGCUCAAUCAAUAUGACCUCUUGGGUGUUGCAGUAGGAACUGAAACAAUUCGCUCCAGCACAGGUGAAUAUAUUGUUAUGACAACUCACUUCCACCUGAAGCGUAAGAUUGGUUAUUUUGUCAUCCAGACCUACUUGCCAUGCAUUAUGACUGUCAUUCUGUCUCAAGUCUCUUUUUGGUUAAACCGGGAAUCUGUUCCAGCGAGGACUGUCUUUGGAGUAACGACUGUGCUGACAAUGACGACCCUGAGUAUCAGUGCCAGAAAUUCCCUUCCCAAAGUUGCAUAUGCCACAGCAAUGGACUGGUUUAUGGCAGUGUGCUAUGCCUUUGUGUUCUCUGCACUCAUUGAGUUUGCCACUGUCAAUUAUUUCACCAAAAGAGGCUGGGCCUGGGAUGGCAAAAGAGGACAGGAAGGGCAAGAUUUCAAGAGGAAGGAGCCAAUAAUCCUUGCCAAGAAGUCUAAUACAACGUACAAUAUAGUGGGGACAACGUACACCCUGAAUAUCAAGGAACCCGCACUUGCUACAAUCUCCAAAAACGCAGGCCUCCAACAACCUCCUGCCCCACUCUCCCCGCGUCUGCUGGAGCACAAACCAAUGGAGUGCAAGAAGACCUACAACAGCGUCAGCCGCAUCGACAAGAUAUCUCGUAUUGUCUUCCCCGUCUUGUUUGCAAUCUUUAAUCUGGUGUAUUGGGCGACCUAUGUCAACCGUGAAUCUGCCAUCAAAGGCAUAAUCCCAAAAUAAAUAUGCCUUCUCCCCUCA